AUGUUAGGCGGAGUUAGUCGAAGGAGGAAGAGGAUGGCCGAGGGCUCGGGGAAGUUGGACGAAUUGUUCGACGCCCGUGACAGUAUCAAGGAUCGCUCUUACCGACGACCCGUGCGAACCUCGGAGAAGUACGAAGAUUCUAUGGAACCAGAUAGGAGAGUUACGCGAGGUAUGAGUAGGAACGGAGACAGGAUGGAGGAGAACGAGAGGAGGGCACUGGAGGAGCUUAGCAGAGCGAUGGGGCAGCAGCUUGGAGUGGAGGAUAGUGUGGGGGGAUCAAUUCAAGGAGAUGAGUUCGCUCCACCAUUACCUUCUAAUCCUCCUACACCUUCGGGUAAUGCCCUCCCACCUAUAGGAUCCCCAGUUGGAUCGGAUCAGACCCCGCGGCCAGAAAACACUGGAAGUACGGCGGACUUGAGAGAAGAAGGUACACAAGGGGUGAUAUUGGCCUUGAUGCAGAUGGUGGCGAAUAUGAACAAAGACAUGAUGGAAGAGAGAAGGCGUAGGGAGGAGUGGGAGCAGAGAAGAGAAAGGGAGACGAGGAUGGAGAGAAAAGAGGAGAAAAGAGGGGAAGGGAGGCAAACUUCGGCGCAGUCUGCGGUACAAGGGACUAUUACGUCGACGCAGGUCAAGAACAUUCCGUCCAAUGCCGACGAACUUCGCCGACAAUGGACUAGGCCACCUCCCGAUCUGCGGGAGGCAAGGAGGAAGGAAGGGAAGUGUAUUGAGUGCGGGGAGAAGGGACAUUGGUUGAGGGACUGCCCGGUGAGGGCAGCGAAGGUCAAGGUCGGAUGGUUGCCGCCGUGGGGGGAGAAGUUCGGCGAACGUGGUGGAGGAUCGGGGGGGAACGCAGUACCUCUAGGACAGAGGAGGAACUUGAACACAGUCGGGGGAGAUGGGGAGAUGGAAGAGGACCAGGGAAAAGAGGAGGACCUGUCGCAGUAG
Tremella mesenterica DSM 1558 is the source of this 945-nucleotide messenger RNA. RefSeq lists its product as uncharacterized. The transcript has 3 exons. Gene Ontology annotation, molecular function: zinc ion binding; nucleic acid binding. The record is from RefSeq and is a predicted model, not a curated record. Lineage: Eukaryota; Fungi; Basidiomycota; Tremellomycetes; Tremellales; Tremellaceae. Bases 1 to 945 code for a protein of 314 amino acids.